Molecule: messenger RNA, 1241 nt
Organism: Effrenium voratum
Lineage: Eukaryota; Dinophyceae; Suessiales; Symbiodiniaceae
Source: the annotation of a GenBank genome assembly
CCGGUUGAGAGCACAAGGGGUGCCACGUAGAGCCCCGCUUGAGCCACGUAGCCCAUGGUGCGCUCUUGGUGGCCCUUCCUCUCAGGGGAUGGCGCCGACUGUGAUGUCGUAGAGGUGGAGUCGGCGCCGCCGCCUGCGCCGGGCUUCGAGCUCUUGGGCGCUCAGGCGCAGGAGCUACAAGUUGCCCUGGUCCGUGGCUUCCUAUCGCCGCAGGAGGUGCAGCAUGUGAUCGACAUGCAGGAGUUCUCUCUUAAGGAGAUCGACGACCGCGACGAUGAUUUGGUUUAUAAGCAUGAGGUUUGGAGGAUGGAGCACGAGCUGAAGGAGGCUUUGCCCCACAUCUACCAGCGCCUCAUGGACCACAGUAGGGCGCUUGAUGCGGAACUAUGGCAGCAGAUCGAGAUCGGCGAUCGGUUCUUCCCCGAGAUUGAGUACAUUGUUUAUGAUGUCUCCAGCCUGGGGGAAGCUGGCAAGAUCGAGCCGCACAGAGACAACCAAUCUCAGGUGACGGUGGUGGUCUUGCUGUCGCAGCGGAAAGAAUUUCAGGGCGGCGUCAAUCACUUUGAGCCGGGCUACGAGGGCGGCGCCAGCCGCCAAGCGAAGCUGAACUCAGGUGACGCAGUCUUCUUCUUUGGCGAUCAGUGCGAGCACUGGAUCACACCAGUUACUGCUGGGCGUCGGACCAUUCUGCAAAUGGAGCUGAGCCGGGGAUGGCACAGAAGCUUCCUGGAAUGCUGCUGCUAACGGCUGUCACGGCUGUCGUGGAUCUGCAUCAAGGGAUGUUCCACCUCGCGUUCGACGUUAGAUGAGUUCAGGCGUGCAGGGGAGCUGCAGGGUCAUAGCCGCUCUGCCAAAGCCCCGCUCCAAAGUCGAUCUACUCUGAAGACGCAUGAGGCCAAGACGCAUUUUCCUAGCUUAUUCAGCACAAGCUGCACAAGUGGCAGACAUUUGCGACCGACUUCGACGAUGGGCAUGCUAGACCUGCCCUAUUGAGCUAAAAUGGCCCUUUGGGGACAAAUUGAACUGCUGGGUUUUUGCAGCACCAGCAGGUGAACAAACCUGCAGGUGUUUGCACCCUCAGAUUUUGAGCCAAAAUGCAGGGCCCCCAAAGUCAUUGACGUUGAUACGGAUUCGGUCGAGACGACACCCAUCGCAAAUGUACGAUUGUCUCUACCAUCUACGCGCUGAACUGGAGUCGCCAGAUUCUGAGAAGCCCUGUACUUCGGUGAACGAACAGGCCA